This is a messenger RNA of Boleophthalmus pectinirostris (great blue-spotted mudskipper), 2302 nucleotides long. RefSeq names its product uronyl 2-sulfotransferase a (gene usta). Gene Ontology annotation, cellular component: membrane. The coding region runs from base 195 to 1421 and encodes 408 amino acids. The transcript is spliced from 8 exons. Gene Ontology annotation, molecular function: sulfotransferase activity. The record is from RefSeq and is a predicted model, not a curated record. NCBI's taxonomy places the organism in Eukaryota, Metazoa, Chordata, Actinopteri, Gobiiformes, Gobiidae.
UUUUAACUGCGCUGGUAGGACGGACGGAAGGAGCAGUCACCAGACGAAAGCAGAAGUGAACGUGGACUGUGCGUAAAAAAGCAACAUAGCGGAGGAGCGAAGGAGAGCUUGGAUGCUUCAAAUGAACCUAAAAAGACGAGUGUUACUUCUCAAAGGCGAAUGGGUGACUUUUGGGGGAGCUUUGUGAGGAGGAGAUGAUGAAGAAUUACAGCGGCAAUACUCUUCACAACAACGGGCAGACUCCGAACCACAUCCGAGAGCGAAACGGGAGAAAGUGCAGCAGCAGCGGGCUCCUCUCGGGCGCCGCGUCGCUCCGGGUCUCCCUCCGAGGAUAUGGUUUCUGCAUGGGCACGCUGUUCGUCUUCUGCCUCGGAUCGAUCCUCUACCAGCUCAACGGAGGACCCCCUCAGAUCCUGCUAGACAUCCGCCAGUAUCUCGGUGAAUCAACAUUUCAAGAUGACCACAAAUUCCUCGCUCCCAGAGUCCUCACAUUCCCCACUCAGGUGGUGUACAACCGUGUGGGGAAGUGUGGCAGUCGCACUGUGGUCAUGCUGUUGAAGCUGCUGGCAGAAAAACAUCACUUCAACCUGGUCUCAUCAGAGAUCCACAACAAGACUCGCCUCUCCAAACAUGAGCAGGUAGCACUCAUGAAGAACAUCACUUCAAUCCCAGAGCCAUUCCUUUACACAAGACACGUUCACUUCCUCAACUUUACCAGUUUUAAAAUAGAGCAACCAGUUUACUUCAAUAUAAUAAGAGACCCAAUCAACCGCUUCCUGUCAAACUACUUCUUCAGAAGGUUUGGGGAUUUCAGAGGUGAGCAGUUCCACCUCCUACGAACUCCCAACAUGAAGGAUGAGGAGAGAUACUUGGACAUCAACGUGUGUAUUCUAGAGAAUUACCCAGAAUGCUCCAAUCCCAGGAUAUUUUACAUUAUUCCCUAUUUUUGUGGACAGCAUCCAAAGUGCAGGGAGCCGGGUGUGUGGGCUUUGGAAAGGGCCAAACAGAACGUCAUUGAGAACUACCUUCUUGUUGGGAUUUUGGAGGAGCUGGAAGAUGUUCUGCUCCUUUUAGAGCGACUUUUACCACAAUACUUCUCAGGGGCCGUCGAUAUCUACAAGGGUCCUGACUAUAUGAAGAUGGGCAAAUUGACGAGCACAGUUCGUAAAUACACCCCAACUCUGGAGGCUCUGCAGGUUCUGUAUCACCGCAUGAGCUAUGAGUACGAGUUCUACAACUUCAUCCGGGACCAGUUUCACCUCCUGAAGAGGAAGAUCGGGCUCAAGUCUGAGGCUAGGCCUCCAGCCUACUCUCCGGAAUUCCUGCAUGAGCUGGCCAUACGCACACCAGAGCCUCUGGAUGAGGAUGAGGAGCUGGACAAUGCCUUAGAGGACGCUAACAGCUGGCCCAUCCAGAUGUGAGACGUCAUGCCCUCAUAUCAGGAACAUGCGUUUGCUACAAAAAAGGACUUGUCUCUUUGAGCACAUUUGACUCUUUUGACAAGACUCACCUCUUUUAUCUAAAAACAGAUGGACAAAAUUGUGGCACUCAUGUGGAACUUGGCUGGCAUCUGGUCCAGCUCAGAAAUCUCCAGGAGAGAUAAGAAUCACUGUGUGACAGGAGAGGAACUAUGGACAGAUAACUGGAAUACCUGCUGUGGAUGAGAGUCUAAAUCCACUGUGUAACAUCUUUUCACUUGUUUUGGUAUCUUAAAAUAAUAAUAGGUACAAAUGAGGGUUAUCAAAAAGCACUCACUUAUGAAUUCAGAGAAUUCAAACCAUGUGUGUACGUAUGUGUGUGUGAAACAUGGCUAUACUAGCUGUUUGUUUUUUAUUCUUGGCAUAUUAAAUACAGCAUAAGACAUUAAGUUAAUGUUAAUCCAAAGCUUCAAAUAACAAGAAAGUUGCCAAAUACAAACCAACAGUAAAUAUUCUUACACAACGCACAACACAUUUGUAGGACAUGCUUGGAAAACUUGGAAGAUACAAAUAAUAAUAAUCACAUAUAAUAUAAUAUAUGAUGAAGCUGGAGAUCUGGAGAAACACCAUUUUUCCAUCGGCAUUUAAAACCAUAAGCUAAGAGACUUUUACCUGUACAUUGUUACUGUUUUGCCACAUGUCUAUGCCAUUUAAUUUAUUAUUUUGUAUUCACAUUCCACAGAAGAUUCUCAGGAAGAAACAUAAUAGUUGAAUAAUGACAAAUGUUGGUGAUGAUGGCUACAGUAUGACAAAGUAUUAGUGACAUACAAAUAUAAACAGUCCUCUCAACAAUUUUAAAAUAAAUGUCAUCUAUUUUUCUGCUU